AUGGCACGGUACUUUGGUGAUUAUCAUGCCGACUAUUUUCCGCAACUCGAGCCCAAACGACAGCCAAAUAAGGUUUCAAAGCUUUGUAAAUACUUCGAACUUGCGCUCCGGGUAAUUAUGUGGCUUAUCGACACAACGACGAUCGUGCUAAAGAGAGCCGACGAAAAAGACAUAUUAUCAACUCCCUAUGCAAUUCUGUCGCAUACGUGGGGUGAAGAUGAAGUCACAUUCGAAGACAUGAUGGAAGGCCAAGAAAAAGGAAAGAAGGGUUACAUAAAGAUCGUGAAUACCUGCCGAUUGGCAAAAGAGCGAGGAAUAGCAUACGCAUGGGUCGACACUUGCUGCGUUGACAAGAGGAGCAGCGCAGAGUUGGCUGAAGCAAUUAACUCCAUGUUCAACUGGUAUAAGCUCUCAGAAGUUUGCUUUGCUCACCUCGAAGAUCUGGAUAUUCACCGUGACCCACAGGAUGACGAGCUUGAUGGCUUGUCGUCUUGUCGAUGGUUUACCCGAGGCUGGACACUGCAGGAACUGAUCGCUUCGCGAAACCUCGAAUUUUACGACAGCAAGUGGAAUUACCGGGGCACCAAAGCAAAGCUUCGAAGCAAAAUAUCAUAUAUCACCGGCAUUGACGUUGCAGUUCUGGAAAACAAUGCCAUCCUGGAGACAAUACCAGUUGCAAAGCGCAUGUCGUGGGCAGCAAACCGCGAGACCACGAGGAUAGAGGAUCUCGCAUACUGUCUCCUCGGAAUCUUCGGCGUUCACAUGCCAAUGCUCUACGGAGAAGGAACCAAGGCUUUCGGCAGACUUCAAGAGGAGAUCAUCAAAGAAACAACUGACCUCUCUAUCUUUGCAUGGAAAGUUGAUUCACCCGGGGGAUUUCGAGGUAUUCUCGCUCGAUAUCCCUCCGAAUUCGCACACUGUCGAAGUCUUCGUCGAGCACCGACAAUGAGAUACGGGCAUGAAUACAGCAUGACGAAUAAAGGUCUAAGACUGGAGACAUACCUCGGCGCAAGCGCGAAUAAGGAAUAUUUACUUGACCUUGCGUGCAUGGUACCAAACGACAGUGGAGAGGAGUCAAGGAUUGGAGUUUAUCUUACAAAGACGGCUGAUGGCUAUGUCCGCAGUCGGCCUUCUGAACUCUUCGAAACACAGGACUCACUACUCUGGGCAGGUCCACGCUACAAGAUCUUCAUUCGAAAACACGUCACAUUCUUUGGUUCUGUAAACUUGAGAAAGCUUCUUGAUAUGAAUCUCGCAUCACAGUUCAACAUCCGUCCUGGAAUCCAACUAGCUUCCUUCGCAGCGAAACCAGCAGAUCUAUGGGACACUCUACGUCAAGAAUUCGUCACAGGCAAGAGCGAAAAGUUCACUGGAUUUCUCGACUUUCAGCUUACUGAUACUGCCAAGAGUUUUAUUUCUCCUCGGAUUUAUGUUGUCUGCGGCUUAGCAGCGGAUUCAUCAUCUGGAAAUCUGAAACCCUGGAUGGGUAUCUACAACUCUUCGGACAAGAUAAGAUAUGGAAAGAUAAUAGACUUCGUCGAUGGGUACUACAAUUCAUACGGAGAGGAGUACUACCUUCAUCAACUACGGGACUGCGUGCUUGCUAGGGGAAAUGAUCUCCCGCAGGAAAUCAGCCUUCCUUCCAGUGAUGCCGCGCAUCGUCUUUAUAUCUCUUUGGGGGUUCUUCAAGGAUCUCCCGGUAGUUUGUAUACUAUCACGGUCAAUGUGUCAAACAUUGGAUGA
Molecule: messenger RNA, 1743 nt
Organism: Fusarium redolens
Lineage: Eukaryota; Fungi; Ascomycota; Sordariomycetes; Hypocreales; Nectriaceae
Product: heterokaryon incompatibility protein-domain-containing protein
Exons: 2
Coding region: 1-1743 (580 amino acids)
Source: RefSeq, a predicted model, not a curated record